Molecule: messenger RNA, 669 nt
Organism: Alternaria hordeiaustralica
Lineage: Eukaryota; Fungi; Ascomycota; Dothideomycetes; Pleosporales; Pleosporaceae
Exons: 1
Coding region: 1-669 (222 amino acids)
Source: RefSeq, a predicted model, not a curated record
AUGUUCGAAGCACCGAGCCAACUCACCUGGCUCUUCAUCUCCUUCAGCCUCAUCGGACUCUCCACCUGCUAUUCGCGCUCAUUCGAGAAAAUGAAGCACCAGCUUCUUCACUGCCUCUUAGCUACCAGCCUCAUCGUGCGAUUUUUAGCCAUAUUCUCAGGUAUGCUGCAUUUGAAGCUGCGAUCCCUAGACUGGAUUAUUCCCUGGCUUGCAAUAUCACCUUUGAACAUCCUCGUCCUUACAGAUUUCAUUGACCUCCGUGCUUGGGAAUGUACGUCUUUGGGAACAUUCCUCAACAAUGUUUGGGAAGGCGUGUCUGGUGAUCCCGCAGCAACCGACCGCAACCAUAUCGUCAAGCCUCGAUUCGACUGGACGAUGAUCUGGAAUACGACAGAAUUGGUAGCAACCCAGGACGCGAUCAUUCGACUAGCCUACUACCACCUCUUCGAGAACGCGGUACGCGUCCUGUGCCUCCGAUACUAUCACCCACACAAUGAAGGCGCGCCAUACACUACGUAUAUCAACAACUCGGAGAUCUUGACCGGGUUACUGGCGCUCCAGGUGGCGGCUUGGACAUACUGCAAGAUGCGUGAGAACGCCAAAAUCCUGAGAGACGUUGAGAAGGGAGCUGCCCUGCAGAUGGGUCCAAUCGUUGCAGAUCGUCUUUAG